Molecule: messenger RNA, 2322 nt
Organism: Lytechinus variegatus (green sea urchin)
Lineage: Eukaryota; Metazoa; Echinodermata; Echinoidea; Temnopleuroida; Toxopneustidae
Product: sodium- and chloride-dependent betaine transporter-like
Exons: 13
Coding region: 251-2221 (656 amino acids)
Biological process (GO): sodium ion transmembrane transport
Cellular component (GO): membrane
Source: RefSeq, a predicted model, not a curated record
CGCAAGGCUGUACGCUUCCUUACACGUUCCUCGUUGGUGGUGCUAAUGCUGGAGAAGCGCUUGACAUGGUUGAUUAAGUCGUACUUCGAGCUAAACCCGGGGUGAUAAUACUAGUGAUUUGCAUCCUGGCAAAAGGCGCUAUAUAAACUCAGCUAUUGCAGAACACCGGUCAGACUGGAUUUGCUUUGGCCGGACGAUGUGACCAAAUCUUACUUUAGCACUGCAUAUAAAAGUAUUUUUGAAAAAAAAAAUGGACCAGAACUCAGAGGAAUCGGCCCCAGUGGUCGGGGAACUGAAGGAGAAAGAACUCCAAGAAGGCGAGAUUGGGAAUAAAAAAGGAAGGAGAGAUCGCGGGACCUGGACCAGCCAAUUGGACUUUCUUCUGACUUUGAUAGGAGCAUCUGUGGGACUUGGAAAUGUUUGGCGAUUCCCUUAUUUGUGUUACAAGAAUGGAGGAGGAGCUUUCCUGAUUCCUUAUUUCAUCUGUUUGAUUCUUGGUGGGAUUCCGCAGUUGAUACUUGAGGUCGGUCUUGGGCAAUGGACCAACCAGGCUGCCGUCACUUCCUGGGACAUCUGCCCGAUCUUCAAAGGUCUCGGUCCUGCGGGGAUGUUCAUCCAGUUCUUUUUCGACAUCUACUACAUUGUCAUUAUGGCGUGGGCCUUCUAUUACAUGUUCAUGUCGUUCACAUCCAAGCUACCAUACUCCCACUGCGACAACGAGUGGAAUACUCCUUGCUGCUUUGCAACGGGCGAUGUCGGCGUUGACAAGGCGAAUGACACCACUGCAAUGACGACGACCGCAAUGUCGUACGACCCGACCGGGGCACCGUCCACCAACGUCAUCGAGCAUUGCAAUGAAACAGUUUCAUCGACUGUUGAAUUCUGGGAUCGCAAGAUUCUCCAGAUACAUCUAUCUGAUGGCAUCCAUGACCUUGGUGGCAUCAACUGGCAGCUCCUACUCUGCAUGUUGCUUGCAUGGUUCAUAUGCUAUCUCUGCAUUUGCAAAGGCGUCAAGACAUCGGGAAAGGUGGUCUACUUCACAGCGCCAUUCCCGUAUAUCCUCCUGACUAUUCUAUUGGUCAGGGCGGUCACCCUACCCAAUGCUCUGGAGGGCAUUAUAUAUUAUCUUAAGCCAGACAUCACAAGACUUAGCGACAGCCAGGUCUGGAUGGAUGCUGCGACACAAAUCUUCUUCUCAUAUUCCCUUGGACACGGAGUUCUUAUUGCUCUGGGGAGCUACAACAGACACAAACAUAACUUCAUUAGGGACUCCUUAAUAUUCACUGCUGCUAAUUCUGGAACCAGUCUCUAUUCUGGCUUCGUCAUCUUUGCAGUACUCGGAUUCAUGGCCGGCCAGCAGGGUGUCAAUGUAUCAGAGGUAGCAAAGUCAGGACCAGGACUGGCUUUUAUUGCGUACCCCGAGGCUCUCACCCAGAUGCCCGUGUCAGCUCUUUGGGCUGUCCUUUUCUUUCUAUGUCUUAUUGUCCUGGGCCUAGACACUCAGUUUGUUGGAGUAGAAGGACUCAUCGCUACGAUUGUCGAUUUAUAUCCUAAUACUCUCCUCAAGGGGCUUCGUCGUGAAUUGUUAUGUGUCUUUGUCUGUUUGGUCUUCUGUUUAGCUGGAAUACCUAUAUGUACUUAUGGAGGCAUGUAUAUCUUCCAAUUGUUCGAUUAUUAUGCAGCCAGUGGCUUUGUUCUUCUUUGGGUUUCUAUGUUUGAAAGCUUUGCCAUCGGAUGGGUUUACGGUGGGCGUCGAUUUAUGAAGAAUGUCACUGAGAUGUCUGGUGUUAGAUGGAUUGCUCCUUACAUGAUAGCAUCAUGGAUCUGUCUCUCUCCACUUUUCACUUCUGCAAUCUUUGUCUUUAGCCUGGUGAAAUACAAACCCCUGACGUACAAUAAUACCUACGUGUACCCAUGGUGGGGCUAUAUGAUCGGCUGGGUGCUCGCUCUCGUUUCCAUGGUCAACAUCCCUAUCGUCUUCUUCUAUCAGUUGAUCUUCAGCGCCCACGGAUCACUGAUCGAGCGGUGGCACGUCCUGACCACUCCGUACCUGCCCCACUGCCGAAGUGAAACAGUCAACGCCCCCAACGUCUACAUGGUGGAGCCUAGCUUUCUAAAUAUUGAACUUGGCCUCAACAACGAUGCUGACAGCGAUGGCUUACAGAAAGAUGACGCAGACGCAUCUCCACCGCCUUACGAUGUAUCCAUCGACAGUGUCUAAAACGGUUUAUCUUCAAUUUGUCUACUGCCAAUUUGUCAAAUUACCAAGUGUUAUUAUAAUAACCGGUUGCUCCAAUCGCCAUUUAGUCCAUAUACCAUUUG